CACCCAUUAAAAAGCUCUCUCUCCCUCUUUCUAGAGAUCAAGUGAUAAUUUGUCACUUUUUGGGUUCCAUUUGCCAUUAAUUGUGUAGGUAAAUGGGUUGCAAGUUCUCAGACAAGCCAAAGCCUAAACACAGGAAGGGCUUAUGGUCACCUGAAGAAGAUCAAAAGCUUAGAAAUUACGUCCUCAAACAUGGACAUGGCUGUUGGAGCUCUGUCCCCAUUAACGCCGUGCAUGCAGGGUUGCAGAGGAAUGGGAAGAGCUGCAGAUUAAGGUGGAUAAAUUACUUAAGACCAGGUUUAAAGCGAGGGAUGUUUUCCCUUCAAGAGGAAGAAACAAUCCUCAAUCUCCAUCGCUCGUUAGGCAACAAGUGGUCUCAAAUGGCACAACAUUUGCCUGGAAGAACGGAUAAUGAGAUAAAGAACUACUGGCAUUCCCAUCUGAAGAAAAAAAUGCUCAAAGCUGAAGGAACGGAAGCAACUAACGGGAGCCCAGAUAAUAAUAUGGAGUCAUCUCCUUCUCCAAGAAAACCGACGGUGCAAACUCCAAGUAAUGAAUCAUUUGGCAACAUGGAAAAAUCACCACCUGGUGAUACAGAUCAAUAUGUUCCACAGUUCUUCGAGUCUCCUAAUGAUAAAAACUAUUUUCCUAAACUUAUGUUCGCCGAAUGGCUUUCACUUGACAGCUUUUCAAGUUUAAGUGAUCAGCCACUAGUUUCCAAGGCUGCCAGCUUCGAUCAUGGGUCCUGUGGCUUUCAGGAAAAUCUCAUGCAAAGCUAUUUGUUGAAUAAUCAGUAUUAUUAUGAUUCGCUUAGUGAUGGCUCGGUCUCAGUCGCUGGUGAUGACAUGUUCAGUUCACAGUUCAAAUUUGAACACCAGAGUCCAGGAAACGAAUUCGUUGAUUUUCGCUCUAGAGAGGAUAUAUAUAUAUGUAGCGACUUCAGUCCCAAGAACGAUGAUGCACAUAUGAGCAGAGGAGAUAAUUCAUUUUCAAAGCUACUCAAGGAAGAAUAAUUUCUAUACUUAAACUAGGUAUAUCACCAUUUGAAGCAGCUUGUACGACUUGUAGAUGUUAUUCUUCCAUUUGGAGACACCAUCAAAUAAUAAUCACAACUUCUUCUCGCAUGUCAAAUUACUAAA
Ricinus communis (castor bean) is the source of this 1136-nucleotide messenger RNA. Its product is annotated as transcription factor LAF1. The coding region runs from base 93 to 1010 and encodes 305 amino acids. The transcript is spliced from 3 exons. The record is from RefSeq and is a predicted model, not a curated record. Lineage: Eukaryota; Viridiplantae; Streptophyta; Magnoliopsida; Malpighiales; Euphorbiaceae.